Messenger RNA from Aspergillus pseudonomiae, 2445 nucleotides. Its product is annotated as arrestin family protein. Lineage: Eukaryota; Fungi; Ascomycota; Eurotiomycetes; Eurotiales; Aspergillaceae. Gene Ontology annotation, biological process: ubiquitin-dependent endocytosis. Gene Ontology annotation, cellular component: cytosol; cytoplasm. Gene Ontology annotation, molecular function: ubiquitin protein ligase binding; protein-macromolecule adaptor activity. The record is from RefSeq and is a predicted model, not a curated record. The transcript is spliced from 3 exons. Bases 1 to 2445 code for a protein of 814 amino acids.
AUGACAACCGCUCAUAUUACUCCUCUGCAGCAGGACCUUUCGGCAUCGGUCACAACCAGUCCGGUCGCCCAACUACAUUACAGUCCCCCGGAAUCUUUACAUACAAGUUCUAGCGCGGAACAUCGUCGGUCAGUCGACCCAUCGACCGUCGUUGGCGCCAAUUUCCCCAAACAGACCAAUCGCCGCGCUUCAAUUUUUAGGAAGUUGGCGGGUCCACGCGAGAACGCAAAGCGCUUCCUCCGCCUGGGGGGUUCCGUCCGCGCUCAGUCACCACCAUCGAUCCGCUCAAUGUCCCGUACACAGCGUCCUCGUCCGGUCUCCGAGAUCGUAUUGUCUCCCGAAGAUGCACGAAUGCUUGCUUCUGCUAGUUUAGGAGCCGGUCUAGGAACGGGCAGAAUGCGCUCCCACUCCUCUUCUACCGGAUCGGUAAAUCAGUCCUCUGCGGGGUCGGUAACGAGUGCGCCGUCAUCGGAGUCGAUGGGACCGUUUCCGACGCUACGUCACGAGAAAAUUGUUGCAACCGGGAGUGGUAUCACAGUGGGCAUUGCCCUCACAGAACCUGUGCUAUACCUGCAGGGAUACGAUCAGAAUGACCCAAGUACAAAGAAGUCCGCCAUUCUACGUGGCCAGUUGCAUCUCAAGGUCACCAAAAGCGUCAAGAUUAAGAAGAUAUCGAUCUGCUUCCGCGGACAUGCACAAACCGAUUGGCCCGAGGGAAUACCACCUAAAAAGGUGCAUUACCAUGAUAAGAAGGACCUGGUCACCCACGGUAUGAUGUAUUUCAACCACGGUGAUAGUAUUCUGAUGCCGAACGACUACGGAGCAAACUUCUAUCAGCAUGCUAAACCAAUGACCUCCCUUGCUGGAAAAGAUGGCAGCCCAGUGGCUGUUACUCGCGAAAUUUUCUCGAAAACUGGAUCCUCAACCUCUCUCAGUAAUGGCCAGCCUACGAGUAAGGAGCUUAAGCGCCUUUCUCUUCAAUCCAAUCACUCUCGCAGCUUCGGGAAGAACGAUCCGCCCCCUAGCGCAGUCGCUCAUCCACAGCGCAACUACCGCAUGUUCCCUGUCGGUGAUUACCUGUAUAGUUUCGAGUUCCCGAUUGAUGGCUCCCUUCCAGAGACGAUCAAGACAGAUCUGGGAUAUGUUCGGUAUGAUUUAGAAGCAAUCGUGGAACGAUCGGGCGCGUUCCGGCCCAAUCUCCUAGGUAACCUUGAAGUGCCGGUCAUUCGCACGCCGGCGGAGGGCUCCUUGGAACAGGUCGAGCCGAUCGCUAUUUCUCGCAACUGGGAAGACCAAUUACACUACGACAUCGUUAUCUCAGGGAAAUCUUUCCCAUUAGGCAGUCAGGUCCCCAUUGCAUUCAAAUUAACACCGCUAGCCAAAGUCGAAUGCCACCGGAUUAAAGUCUAUGUAACGGAAAACAUACAGCAUUGGACGGCAGACAAGAGCGUCCACCGCUUUCAGCCGGCCAAGAAGGUGCUACUGUUCGAGAAGCGAGCCGAUUCAGCGAGCACGAGUACAUACCCCGGCAGCUCAAUGCGCGUCACAGCAGGUGGUGGCAUUGACUGGGAUCAUCGCACAGCUGCUGCGAGAGGUGAUGAAAUUGUAGACCGGAACCGGACAAAUCUUUUGGGAAAUUUAGCCAGCGAUUCCGGCGUCGGUCCGACCGAAAUGGAGUUUAAUGUUCAACUCCCGAGUUGCCAUGAAAUGAAAAAUCGGGAUGAGGCUCACAGAUUACAUUUUGACACAACGUACGAAAAUAUACAGAUCAAUCAUUGGAUCAAGAUUGUCCUUCGUCUCUCGAAGGUGGAUGAAAGAGAUCCAAGUAAGCGAAGGCAUUUCGAGAUUUCUAUCGAUUCUCCAUUCCACCUACUUUCGUGCAAGGCCACACAGGCCAACAUUUAUCUCCCAGCGUAUACCUCCCCAAAUUCGGAUCCUGCGCCGCCUGCCCAGGAAUACGAAUGUGGGUGUCCAGGAGCCGCCGCGCUUAACAAAGCCAGCUCGAACGGCCACUCUCCGUCCUUCGAAGUAGAGGAGCCGCCGACUGGUAGAGCAGUUUACCGAAGUUUCACGAAUGGCUCUGGUGGCUUGGCACGACCUCCUCAGGCGCAUUUGGCACACGAGCCAAACGACCGUGCAGAUGAUCCUCCACCGCGUCCUAUGCAUCUUCUCCGCGCUCCGUCAUUUGCUCCACCCGCGUUCGAGGAUGUUCCGCCACCGCCGCCCCUCAUAACACCACCCCCUGAAUACACUUCUAUCGUCGGUAAUAACGACCGGGAGACAGUGCUGGAGGAUUAUUUCUCGCGGCUGUCGUGUUAUGAGGAAACUGCCGAUGACCCACGGGGUCUCGGACGGGUUGAUGUGCCUCUGACCCCUGGAGGUCGGGUGAACCGCAGUAUGGACGUCCCACGGGAGUGGAUUCGCCUGGAUCAGUCGACCGUCUAA